CCGCCUAUCCUCUUAUAAAGUUUCUGCUCCAUAAAAAAACAAUUAACACAGAAGAUACAGCUUUCAUCAUCGCCCCAAUAUUCAUUUAUUUAUUUAUUUUAUAUUUUUGAGCUGAUACUAUAACUACAAAACGAAUCCACGACCACCAAGACAAGUUUAUCUGCUAAAUCCAACUAAACACAACUAUCUUCUCUCUUUACUUUUUUCUUUUUCUUUUGUCGGUGAAUUUGGAAUUUUCUCACCGCCAUAUCACCAUAAUAACACCUGCAACCUCUCUCUCCCCCCCGACAUAUUUAUUCUCUAUCAUCGUCUCUCUCUUCAGCAAAUCGGUCAAAUUCUCAAAACCCACCUCAAAAGUCUCUCUCUUUGGAGGGUUUACGAAUUAAGAUCCUCCAUGGACGGCGGCGGAGCAGCUGACGUGGCAGUCGCCAUGACAACGAGGAAGAGAGAGAGACCUUACAAGGGCAUAAGGAUGAGGAAGUGGGGAAAAUGGGUUGCGGAGAUUCGAGAGCCUAACAAGCGGACAAGGCUAUGGCUCGGCUCUUACUCCACUCCUGAGGCGGCGGCGCGAGCCUACGACACGGCGGUUUUCUACCUCAGAGGACCAACGGCGAGGCUCAACUUCCCUGAGUUUCUUACCGGAGAGAAAUUCUCCGAGGAGGACAUGUCGGGCGAUACGAUUAGGAAAAAAGCGACGGAGGUUGGUGCUCAGGUAGACGCUUUGGGCACGGCGGUGCUAAAUAGCCGCCACCGUGUGUUUGGUCAGAACGGAGAGAGUGAUGAUAGUAAUAAGAAUUUUCAUCGGAGUUAUCGAAACGGUGAGUUGGAAGAAGAUGAUAAGAGUUUGAAGAGUGGCGGCUGGUUAUUGGAACGGGUUGACUUGAAUAAGGUACCCGACCCGGAAAGCUCCGAUGACGACUGGGAAAGCAAAUAAAAAAUUUGAAAUAUAUUUUGGAGCGGUGGCUGCUGCUAAACGCACGCCUCGGCCUACCUCUGUGGAAAUCAUUAGCACCGGUUAUGUUUUUUUUUUUUUUUUUUUGCAUUAUCUACAAAUUUUAGUUUUUUAGUUAUUAUUUUUUGCAUAAUUUUGUCUUUUAUUACGGUGCGGUUUAUGGAAUUUUAGGCUAUUGCUUAAUAAUGCAAAAUGUAUAUUAUCUCACUCAUUAAUAAUUAAUGAAAGUCGCCCUAUUGUUAAAUUA
Messenger RNA from Brassica napus (rape), 1199 nucleotides. Its product is annotated as ethylene-responsive transcription factor ERF010-like. The transcript has a single exon. The record is from RefSeq and is a predicted model, not a curated record. Gene Ontology annotation, molecular function: DNA-binding transcription factor activity; DNA binding. NCBI's taxonomy places the organism in Eukaryota, Viridiplantae, Streptophyta, Magnoliopsida, Brassicales, Brassicaceae. The coding region runs from base 395 to 934 and encodes 179 amino acids. Gene Ontology annotation, biological process: regulation of DNA-templated transcription.